Molecule: messenger RNA, 1347 nt
Organism: Rhodamnia argentea
Lineage: Eukaryota; Viridiplantae; Streptophyta; Magnoliopsida; Myrtales; Myrtaceae
Product: protein RGF1 INDUCIBLE TRANSCRIPTION FACTOR 1-like
Exons: 3
Coding region: 398-1033 (211 amino acids)
Source: RefSeq, a predicted model, not a curated record
CAAAAGCAGCGCAAAUGCCAAACCACCUAAACCAAAUAUCUCUCUCGCGCCAUCCAACGGCUGAGGAUCGAUCCCAGCCACCCCGCCUAAUCUGACCCGUCGGAUUCAGCAGUGUUGCCCCAUUUGCUUUAUGAGCCUCUUGUCUCUUGUAUGCAUCAAGAUAAUUAUUGUAUUAAGCGCUGAAGGUCAUCUCUCUCUCUCUCUCUCUCUCUCUCUCUCUGUGAUGAGUUUCGGAUAUGAAAAUGGUGAUCACCUCUUCUAGAUUGGCAAUGUUACUCUUGUGGGGCUGGCUAGAGAAUUAGCACAUCAAUCUCUCUCUCUCAGAAACCCUCAAACCAGCACACAUUUUCCUUGGAGUUCCAGUUAGAGAGAUCGGCCUUGGCCUCGGCUUCGUCAAAUGUCGGUGCCCCAAUGGGUGGAGCCAUUGCUCUGCACCACAUUCUUCACCACCUGCUCGACGCACAGGGAUGCGGCAAGGAGCGAGUGCAACAUGUACUGCUUGGACUGCAACGGCGGAGACGCGAUCUGCUUCUAUUGCCACUCGUCGCGCCACAAGGACCAUCAAGUCCUUCAGAUAAGGAGAUCUUCAUACCACGACGUGGUGAGGGCUUCGGAGAUUCAGAAAGUGCUGGACAUAAGCGGAGUACAGACGUAUGUGAUCAACAGCGCGAGGGUGAUCUUCUUGAACGAGAGGCCUCAGCCGAAAUCUGGGAACAGAAUAGCUCAUGCCUGUGAGGUCUGCAGAAGGAGCCUCUUGGACCCUUUUAGGUUCUGCUCAUUGGGUUGUAAGAUUGCAGGGAUGAAGGGCAAUGGGGAUGAUCCAAGAAACUUUGCCGUGGAGGCCAAGAAUGAUGAGCAGACAAUUGGGAAGGUUAGAGAAGGCAAAAGCUCAAGGAGGGUCUUGACGAGGGAGAGAGAAGAAUCACAUGAGAGCUCAAGAAGAGACAAGUACCCACCAAAGUCCCUUCCGCUCAUUCCUUCAAGUGCAAGGAGGAGGAAAGGCAUCCCUCACAGAGCACCAUUUGGGUCCUAACCAAAAAGUUUAGGUCAUUUUCAGCUCCAAAAGCCAAACUCUAUGCCAAAAUGAACCUAACUUAGCUCAUAUAAGCUAAAAGAAUAGAGAGAGAUUCCUCUGUUUUUCUUUUUUCUUUUGAAGGGGGAGAUGAUAUUGAUCAUUCUGUGUCCAAAGGGCAAAAGGGCAUGUAAUAAGUCCUGCCUUUUUGAGUUCUUGGGGGCGGGUCCCCAAAUUGACAAACAAAUUGCCCCCCCUCAAUAAUGCCACGAUUUGCUGUGUGUUUGGAAUUGCAAGGUGUACACGCCAUUAACAUAUUGGGAGAAAGUCACCUU